Ceraceosorus guamensis is the source of this 564-nucleotide messenger RNA. RefSeq lists its product as hypothetical. The record is from RefSeq and is a predicted model, not a curated record. The coding region runs from base 1 to 564 and encodes 187 amino acids. The transcript has 3 exons. NCBI's taxonomy places the organism in Eukaryota, Fungi, Basidiomycota, Exobasidiomycetes, Ceraceosorales, Ceraceosoraceae.
AUGGUCUUGCUGAGGAUUGACAGGGCAUCGAACACUGACCAAAAUGGGCUGAACUCUGGCACGGGCAUUCCUUGGGUGCAUCAGAUCCUCAUCCAAUCCCAAGCAGCCCAAACGGCGCCUUAUGGUGCUCAGGGAGCGGAGCAAUUAGAUGCAGCCACUCCAUUGGUGCCUUUAGCCCAGAAAAUCAUCAUAAUCGACGUGGCCAGUGGCACAUGCAACACCAUCAGCAGUCCCUUGAUGCAAGAGUGCAGACUGCCAAGUACAGAGAAGCUUGUUAAGUUGGCUGUGGAGGAGGCUGGUACUGCCAUCUCCAAGUUGCUUGCGAUGGAAGCUGCCCAAUUCGGUUUGGCAACAAUCUGGGGUAUGUCUCUGCAGCAUCAGAUGUUUACCGCUUUCCACUUGGCUUUGCGCAAGGACAUUGCCAAGGUGCUUGGGAUCACCGCUCUCAAAGCCUGGAGAUGGUUCAAAGUGAAGACCUUUGUGAACCCUCCAGGCGCGCAUUCCUCACCUCAAGCACAAAUGCCGCAAGAGGCUCAAUUUAUUGAGCGCGCACAGAUACCGUAA